CGUACGAAGUUUUGAGUUAAUUUAGAAAUUAAAUAUUUUUCACAACCACAUAGCCUCUACGAUGCCACUCCAGUUCCUUAGACCAAUGGGCCUACCCAGAUCAACCACUUUACGAUAUUUCCUCGGUGUCGCUAGGCUAUCUACAAACUCCACCUCUGCCACCUCUGCCACCUCUGCCUCCUCAAGUUCAACCUCGACCUCAACAUCUACUCCUCCACAAAUUACGUCUGCGGAAGCCCCAAAUCAACCGUACCAUGUAUCUCGAACACAUUCAAAAAAUUUGCCAGUAUAUGGACGUGCCAAAGCGGGUGGUAACUUGAAGCAGACAAUAAUUAGAAAGAUAGAAGGGGAUAUUAUGAAGUUGAAGGAGCAAUUAGAAGGGGCACUCUUUAAUAAGGAGGUCCGCGUUAACCAUUUGACGAAGCAAAUUAUAAUCAAGGUACGCAUGCGGAACAGCCUUUGACGAGUUUAUUCCAUCAGUAUUCUGACUAUAUCACAGGGAUCUUGCCAAUUGGAAGUGAGGCAAUUCCUGGAGGAGCGACAUUUUUAAUGGAAUACUUGCAGCACGCUAUGUGGACGACUAAGAAUUUAUGCUGGCUUCGUUGUGUUUCCAAAGCAAUGUUUUGCCUUGACUAUCAUUCUACAGAAUCAUGCUUAUAUGUACAAUACACUCUUGCUUUUCAAGAGAACCAUCAUCCCUUGUACACAAAAAACAAAUACCAACCAUACCACAAGAAUCACGCACGUCAAGCAAAUGCCAC
Sclerotinia trifoliorum is the source of this 761-nucleotide messenger RNA. The record is from the annotation of a GenBank genome assembly. Lineage: Eukaryota; Fungi; Ascomycota; Leotiomycetes; Helotiales; Sclerotiniaceae.